UACACUAUUCACUAUUCAUCAUCACCAUAUAAUGUACGGAACUUAUUAUAGAAAGUUUAUUGGGGGCAUAACGAGAACUCAACUAGAGACUGCCAAAUUUGGAUUCUAUUUAUUAACACCAAUAUGUGUUAUGUAUUAUGUCGGUAUAGAUACUGAUAAUAAGUUUAAUUUACCGGGAUUCUGGCCUGAUCCAGCCACUUUGAAUCAAAUCCCUAAAGAACCGUAUGAAAUUCAAGCUGAAGUGGCUAGAAUAAGAAGAGCUAGAGCUGAAAAGAGAAAGAGAUUGGAAGAAAGGGCUAGAGCCUUAGGUAUAACUGAAGAUGAUGAUGAUGAAACUUCAUCAUAAAUGACUUCCUAUCACCCCAUCUUGUAUAUAUAACGAUCAAUAAGUAAAUAAUCAAAAUAAACGAAUUGAAUUUAAAUUAAAU
Molecule: messenger RNA, 428 nt
Organism: Scheffersomyces amazonensis
Lineage: Eukaryota; Fungi; Ascomycota; Pichiomycetes; Serinales; Debaryomycetaceae
Gene: PET100
Product: Pet100p
Exons: 2
Coding region: 32-346 (104 amino acids)
Biological process (GO): mitochondrial respiratory chain complex IV assembly
Cellular component (GO): mitochondrial inner membrane; mitochondrion
Source: RefSeq, a predicted model, not a curated record